UUGUCGAUUGGCCCGUUCGCUUUUAGAGGAGUGGUUAGCGUUGACAACCCGGAAAUGAAGUGCGUUCACAUCUAGGUGACAAACGGUCGAUUUCAAGCAAAACAAUGGCUUCUACCGGAGGAGCCCAUCCGCCACCAGAGGGAGGUUCAGGUCCAGACCCUCAGACUCCUGUCUUGAGGAUCAACCAGCUGGAUGCCUUUGAGCUGGACUCUGCUCUGGACCAGCUGGUGUGGAACCAGUUCUCCCAGUGUUUCCAACACUUCCGCCCAGGCCUGCUCACUCCUGUGGAGCCUGAACUCAAGGCCCUGCUCCAGCUCCUUCUCUGGAGGUUCACAGUCUACCCCAACAGUGCUACGGUGGGCCAGUCUAUGAUGAACCUCCGUUACCACAACACUCUGUCACUAUCCCAGCGCUACAGGGCCCUGAGCAGGAGACAGAGGCUGGGCCUGGCCCUGCUGACAGUCGGCCCCCGCUGGCUGACGGAGCGAUCCCACAGCUUGCUCCUCUCCCUGGGGUUGGGGCUGGGCGGCAGUCCCCCGGCCAAUGGAGGUCUGCGUCUGGGACUGCGUCGAGUUCUUUCUCUGAUCACCGGCCUUACCCAGGUAGCCAAUCUGAUCAACUUCCUGGUGUUCCUGAGGAAGGGGCGCCACCCAUCUCUGACAGAAAGGAUCCUGGGUAUCCGUGCGGUGUUCACUAAGCCCCAGGCGGUCCGGGAUGCAGCCUUCCAGUACAUGAAUAGAGAGCUGCUGUGGCAUGGCUUCGCUGAGUUCCUCAUCUUCCUCCUCCCUCUAGUCAACAUGAGGAAGAUCAAGACAACCAUGUAUUCACUUCUCUACCCCCUAGGAGUGGGUGAGGGAGGGGAGGAGGGGGUGAGAGAGGGCUCAGCGGUUUGGAAGGAGUGUGCUCUGUGUGGGGAGUGGCCUACCAUGCCUCACAUGGUAGGUUGUGGUCAUGUGUUCUGUUACUACUGCGUCAAGAGUCACUCCAUCGCCGACGCCUACCUGACAUGUCCUAAGUGUGGCGUAGAAGUCGGGGAGGCAAAGGCUGUCAAACUGCAGAUCGAGAUUACUGACAUCCACGCUAGAUGAUAAUGUCACAUCCAGUCACGGAACACACACAACACGUGUUUACUUGUAAAGUGAGCUUUUGGUGACACUCAAGGUCACAGUGAAUGGAUUUCAAUACACAGUGUCUAUAGAAAAAUUGACAUUUACACAUGCACACACACAAACACAGACAGACAUUCAGAAAUACACACACACACACAAAGGGUCUCAGAGGGGCCCUUUAACUGAGCAAGGUUUCUUUGCUUAAGAUACUCUGGGUGACGAUGGAAGAUGCACUGGAAAGACAAGAUGAUGAUGACUGAGAUUCAGUCUGUUGUAUGAACAGACAGGGCCUGUCUGCCCAUGUAUAAUGUAUGUGAGCACACACUCACUGACCAUCAUGCUCCUGUUGCCCCUCCAUUCCUACUGUUAGACUUUGGACAGACCUGUUUGUUCACACAGCUCUGAGUGACUGUUGGAGAAACACAGAGCAUAUAUUUGAUGAAGAAAUGUGUUGAUUUUUGCCCCAAAUUGGCCUUGUGCUGCUCUGUUCUGUUCAAAUGGGAAUAUUUGUUCUGAUGAAAAAUGCAAAAACAUGACUGACGGGACUAAUAAAUAAUGGAUGAUUUUCUGUUGCUCAUCACCGCUAUCGAAAUUUGCAUCUGUUUGUAUUUGUGCCUAAAUUCUGUUCAUUAAUAAAAUGUAGUCAAUUUAAUUAA
This is a messenger RNA of Oncorhynchus nerka (sockeye salmon), 1765 nucleotides long. RefSeq names its product peroxisomal biogenesis factor 2 (gene pex2). Lineage: Eukaryota; Metazoa; Chordata; Actinopteri; Salmoniformes; Salmonidae. Gene Ontology annotation, molecular function: zinc ion binding. The transcript is spliced from 3 exons. Gene Ontology annotation, biological process: protein import into peroxisome matrix. Gene Ontology annotation, cellular component: peroxisomal membrane. Bases 105 to 1088 code for a protein of 327 amino acids. The record is from RefSeq and is a predicted model, not a curated record.